Messenger RNA from Acanthochromis polyacanthus (spiny chromis), 492 nucleotides. RefSeq names its product transmembrane protein 258 (gene tmem258). Lineage: Eukaryota; Metazoa; Chordata; Actinopteri; Pomacentridae. Gene Ontology annotation, cellular component: membrane-bounded organelle. The coding region runs from base 96 to 335 and encodes 79 amino acids. The record is from RefSeq and is a predicted model, not a curated record. The transcript is spliced from 4 exons. Gene Ontology annotation, biological process: protein N-linked glycosylation.
GUCAACUGUGCGUCGUCAAAAAACCAGGAAGUGUUAAUCAGUACGUGGCCUUUUCAACUAGGACGGUAGCAGCAGGAUCCCCACUUCAUUGCAAAAUGGAACUCGAGGCCAUGACUAGAUACACCAGCCCGGUGAACCCGGCUGUGUUCCCCCACCUUACUGUGGUCCUGCUGGCCAUCGGCAUGUUCUUCACCGCCUGGUUCUUCGUUUAUGAGGUCACAUCAACAAAAUACACCAGGGACGUCUAUAAAGAGCUCCUGAUCUCCCUCGUGGCUUCACUUUUCAUGGGGUUCGGUGUGCUGUUCUUGCUACUCUGGGUUGGCAUCUAUGUAUGAAGGUGACUGACGUAAAAGAAUAUGAUACAUUCCAGUGGAACGCAGGACACGACUCACAACACGAACUGGAUUUUGGAUUUAAUUGGACUGCACUGACAAUAUUUUGGGAUCAUAUGGACUAUGGAUUUCAUUUCACAAGUAAAGGGGAUUUGUACAA